AAAAAAUUAAUUGCAUAAUAGAUUUGCAUUCAAUUUAUAGUCAAUUGUAUUCAAUGUUUACACAAUUAAAGAUGAGAAGUAGUUUUGCGGACACUUUGGUUGGCCUCACAUAUGGUUUAAUUGUAUUGUAAUUAACGGAUGAAUCGAUUGGACAACUGGUGGCGAAUGGCAUUCAAACGGAUAGCGAUGUCUCAGUUGUUUCCUCCAAGAGUUGGUCACCGAUUGAAGUGAUGUCAAAGACAAUGAGAUCUGCAAUCGUAUCGAUUUAAUUACAUUUAAAGACAUAAACCAAAUAUAACACAAAUAAGAGUAGUAUUUGUGACUCAAACCAUUGGCACAAUCAUUGACAGCAUAUACUCUAACUAUUGAAUUGGAUUUCUAUUGAAACAAUCGGUGAAAAACUUGUGAUAAACUAAUUGUCAAACAAAUCAGUCAUUUAAUGGCGUUAACAGCGAGACAGGUGUUGACACUAUUGGGCAGUUGUCUCCUUCAUCUGAUGGUCGGCUCUUGGAAUACGUUUGGAAACCUAAACACUUAUCUGACAUCAUAUUUACGACAAAACGGCUCAAAAGAGGCCAACUAUGGCCAGAGUGUAUGGUAUACACCGGUCGCUGUGACCGCCUUCACAUCGUUUACCAUAAUUAGCGGUUUAAUUGUCAACAGAAUCGGCACAAGAAUCACAUGUCUUUUGGCUUCACUAAUCUAUUGCGGUUCAGUAGCGCUCACAUCGAUUACUGUGAAGAAGUCAUUUCUAAUGGUUUUGAUGAGCUAUGGAUUUAUGCCAAAUAUGGCCAACGGAUUGCUGUACUCAUCAGUGAUUGUCAAUUGCAUCAAAUGGUUCCCCAAUAAUAAAGGUCUGGUGACAGGUGUGGUCACUGGUGUCAACGCUUUCAGCCCUUUUAUCUUCAUUCAAUUUCAAACAUUUUAUUUAAAUCCAAAUAAUGUGAAACCAAAUCGUGACGGAUAUUUUGAAGACACACAAAUGUUAUCAAAAGUUCCGCAACUAUUUAUCAUAUUGAGUGCAAUCUAUGGUGUGAUGGGUUUGAUAGGCAUUUGCCUAACAUUUGACUACAAAGACUCGCAUCCAAUGCCAUUGGUUGAAACCGAUGCCAACGAUAACCCUAUGAGCACAUCAAUGGUUAACACCGCGAUUGUUUCCGAAGACAAUGAGGUUCUUGUGGUGACACCGUCUACAUCGCCACACCAUUACUCUGUCGGACAAAAUCAUUAUACUAUUCGGCGCGCUAUAAGAACCCGAUUCUUCUGGAUGUUAUGCUAUAUCAAUGACGACCACUAUUUAGCGGUUGUCCUCUCACUCUCUUAUAUUAUCAAUGGAAUCGGAGGUGUCUUUUGGGGCAAAGUGUUGGAUGUCUUGAAGUUUAGAGAUACAAUUAUAGCGAUUAACUCGAUUACAGCGAUUUGUACUUUUUCGCUCAUAAUAUCGAGUUAUGUGUACCAAAAAUUAUUGUUUGUAAUUUGGGAUUUUGUCCUCUUCUUCACAAUGGUUGGCGUCUUCGCCGCGUAUUUGCCAGAAGUCGUCCGUAAGUUUGGCGACAGGAAUGCCAUCGCUAUCUAUGGGAUCGUACACACAGGCCCUGUAUUCGUGAGCUUAGCUCUGAGUCCAGUCCUAGAAUUAUGUCUUAACAGUUUCGGUUGGUUUCCAACCUUCUGUACUGUCGGCGCGUUUAAUACCUUAGGUAUGAUUAUUAUAAUGGUUUCGUAUUCGCGACUAAAAUAAUAUUUAAAGCGAUUAUAUGCCAAAAGAAUUCAAUAACCCGUUGAUUAACAU
Messenger RNA from Medioppia subpectinata, 1789 nucleotides. NCBI's taxonomy places the organism in Eukaryota, Metazoa, Arthropoda, Arachnida, Sarcoptiformes, Oppiidae. The record is from the annotation of a GenBank genome assembly.